CAAUGCAAAUAUGCAAUCCCCCUUACUCAACCCCAUUCUAGCUCUUAACACACCAAAACCUCUUCAUUUUCUCGUUUUAGAAAAUACUUGAGAGAAAUGAGAACUUUCACACUCAUUCUUUUCACAUUCUAUUUCCUAAACUAUUUUCUAAAUGCAGCAGCUAGAGGAGGAAGUAGUAGUAUAUACAAUGUGGCCAAUUUCGGAGCGAAAGCUGAUGGGAAAACAGACUCAUCACAGGCAUUUUUGAAUGCCUGGGACGCGGCCUGUGGAUCUACAGGCCGCACUACGAUCCACGUACCUUCAGGCCGGUUUCUAAUUCAAAAGGCGAUAACAUUUUCAGGGACAAAGUGCAAAAACAGAGGUGUUAACUUUGAUAUUAGAGGCACCAUUGUCGCCCCCUCGAAUUUCCAGGCUCUUAGAAACGCCAACACUUGGCUUGCUUUCGAGUAUGUCACCGGAGUAUCCAUCCACGGUGGUGUACUAGAUGGCCAAGGUUCUGAUUUGUGGGCUUGUAAGAUGUCUCACAAAGGCGGAUGUCCAAGUGGUGUCACGAACUUGGGGUUCACAAACUCAAGAAACAUAAUGAUAAAAAGAUUAACAUCACUAGAUAGCCAAUUGUACCACAUCGUAUUUGUCGGUUGUAAGAAUGUGAAAGUCCAAGGCACCACUGUAUCAGCAUCUGGCACAAGUCCAAAUACAGAUGGUAUUCACGUACAAUUAUCAAGUGGUGUAACAAUUCAAAGUACUCAUAUUCGUACCGGGGAUGAUUGCAUCUCAAUUGGUGCUGGUACGACUGACAUGUGGAUGGAAAACAUCAGAUGCGGACCUGGUCAUGGCAUAAGCAUUGGAAGCCUAGGUAAGGACAUGAAUGAGCCUGGAGUCCAGAAUAUCACAGUAAAGACUGCGACAUUUACAGGUACUCAAAAUGGUGUAAGAAUUAAAUCUUGGGGAAGACCUAGCAACGGUUUUGUAAAGGAUGUGUUAUUCCAACAUAUCACUAUGGUGAAUGCUCAAAAUCCUAUCAUUAUUGAUCAAAAUUAUUGUCCGGGGAACAAGGGUUGCCCAGGAAAGGUUUCAGGAAUAAGAAUUGAUGGCAUUAAGUACCAAGAUAUUCAUGGAUCAUCUGCUACUCCGGUUGCUAUAAAGUUUGAUUGUAGUGCAAAAAAUCAUUGUACAGGGCUAAGAUUAGAGAAUGUAAAACUGACCUACAACAACCAACCAGCUACUUCACUCUGUUCGUACGCUGGUGGAUUAACCUACGGAUUAGUACAGCCUAAAAGCUGCUUGUAGGAUUAUUGUUAUCUUAUUCUUCCUCUUCUUGUUGAAUCCUUCUUCCCUUAUUAAGGAGGUGGAGGGUAUUCCACUAAUUGCUGUUAUAAUUUAUAACAGGAGAAUAUAUAUCUAUAUAUAUUUACUUUUAGGAUGAUAGUUUUUUUU
This is a messenger RNA of Beta vulgaris subsp. vulgaris (sugar beet), 1437 nucleotides long. Its product is annotated as polygalacturonase. The transcript has 4 exons. The record is from RefSeq and is a predicted model, not a curated record. NCBI's taxonomy places the organism in Eukaryota, Viridiplantae, Streptophyta, Magnoliopsida, Caryophyllales, Amaranthaceae. Gene Ontology annotation, biological process: carbohydrate metabolic process. Bases 97 to 1290 code for a protein of 397 amino acids. Gene Ontology annotation, molecular function: polygalacturonase activity.